AUGGAAACAGCAAGCAUUCCAUUUAAAGUGCAUCAGUGUUCUAAGUGUCCGGGGGACACAGAGUACUAUUGUGUAUCGUGUCCAUUUGAUAUGUGUCCCCAGUGUAAAGAAAACCAUGUAAAAGAUCUCAAAACAAUUGACCAUGAUGUUGUGUCAUACCGUGAUAAAAUAAACUACAUCUCAACACAAGAGAUGUGUGUGAGACAUCCUAUCUGUGUGAGACAUCCUAUCUAUGUUUAUAGAAAGUACUGUGAACCGUGUCAAGUUCCUGUCUGUUUCUAUUGCACACAGCAUAGAAAUCACCGACAAUCACUUGUUAGAAGAGCUUACAAGACAAAGCGACAACAACACAAAGGAACCAUUCACACCAUCAGAAGUGAGGCUCUCUUUUACAGACCUGUUCUUCUGCCACGAAUCAAAUCUGAUUUCAAAACCUGUCGCGCAAAAUUCUUUCUCUAUCAAUCAGAGAUGUUAACAAAGGCCCAGAAACUGAAGCAUCUCAUUGACUAUUUACAGAAAGAUUUCAUGUGUAAUGUGUUCUGUGACUUUGAUUUCAAACACAGAUGUUUAAAACAGAAGAGAGAAAUGAUCAUACAUAUUGUCAGCCUACAGAGAUAUGUACACAUUUAUGAACAGAGGAGAGUAAUCAGACCGCUACAAUUCCUCUCCUCCAUAAAGACAGCCCUUCCCCAGAUACAUCCUACACUCCACACCAGCCAGCUCUCCAUGACUGGGUCAAUCAACAAGGAGGAUGUGAUGGAGUCACUGAGUGCAAUCCAAAUCACAGAGAGAGGAAACCGACGCGUAGUAAACCAGUGUCUGCUGAAACUGACGUCUGGUCCUGAGUUCCAUCUCUCUCUCACAGUGACAGGUGUUGAUCGUUGUUAUCACAUUUCCUGUGUGAAAUCAGACCGGGUCUGGGUCAGUGAUUGGAGAAACAAACUCAUCUUGACAGACACAACAGGUGUCCCUCUACAUCGUUUGAAGGAAUUAUGUAGUGGCUUAUGUGUUAACAUGUAUAGAGGAUUACACACAGUGAACAGUGACUGUGAACUGAUUUAUAUAGAUAGGAAUGAUAACAUCAACAUACUGUCAAAGGAUAUGAAAACAACCACCACAUUUAUAGAGAGAACAGACUCUAUAUGGGAACCACGGUGUGUGUACUGGUCCCCGUCCACUGGGGAUCUACUGGUCGGGAUGUGUUACAAUUUUACAAAGACAGGCACGAAAACAGGCAAGGUGACCCGGUACAACAAGAGUGGACAACUGACACAAACCAUAGAACAUGACAACACAGGAUGGGGACUGUAUAGACAACCUAGCUAUAUAACAGAGAACAACAAUGGGGAUGUUGUGGUGUCUGACUAUUGGCCUGGUGUAGUAGUGGUGACAGAGCGUGGAGGAAGACAUCGGUUCUCCUACACAGGCCAUCCAUCAGGAAUAGGACUACAACCACGUGGAAUCUGUACUGACGCGCUGUCACACAUCCUGGUGUGUAGUAAUGUAACCAACACAGUACAGAUGUUGGACAGGGACGGUCAGUUCCUGUCACAUCUACUGACAAAAUCACAAGAGAUGGGUGAACCACGGAGCCUGAGUUAUGAAGUCAACACUCACCGUCUCUGGGUCGGAUCACGGGACAACAAGGUGUGUGUCUACAGGUAUAUCACCAGACAGGACGCUCUGACAGAUCAAAGUCAUGUGAUGGAGUCACUGAGUGGAAUACCAACCCCAGGGACAGAAAAACCACAGCAAGGACACCAGUGUCUGCUGAAACUGAUGUCUCCCCCCGAGUUACUUCACACUCUCACAGUGAGAGAUGGUGGUGGUUGUGAUCACAUUUCCUGUGUGACAUCAGACCGGGUCUGGGUCAGUGAUAGGAACAAUCUCAUCUUGACAGACACAACAGGUGUCCCUCUACAUCUUGUGGAGGAUUCACGUUGUGGUUUAUAUGAUGGUAAAGGAUCACACACAGUGAACAGUGAAAGUGAACUAAUUUAUAUAGAUAGGAAUUGUAACAUCAACAAACUGUCAAAUGAUAUGAAGACAACCACCACAUUUAUAGAGGGAACAGACUCUACAUGGAGACCACGGUGUGUGUACUGGUCCCCGUCCACUGGGGAUCUACUGGUCGGGAUGUGUUAUAAUCAUACAGUAACAGGCAAGGGAACCCGUACAUGGACAGGCAAGGUAACCCAGUACAACCAGAGCGGACAACUGACACAAACCAUACAACACAACAGCACAGGACGGGGACUGUAUAGACAACCUCUCUAUAUAACAAAGAACAACAAUGGGGAUGUCGUGGUGUCUGACUAUGAUGAUGUCUAUGAGUCUGGUGCUGUAGUGGUGACAGAGCGUGGAGGAAGACAUCGUUUCUCCUACACAGGCCAUCCAUCAGAAAUAGGACUACAGCCACGUGGAAUCUGUACUGACGCGCUGUCACACAUCCUGGUGUGUGAUGGUAAAACCGAAACAGUACAGAUGUUGGACAAGGACGGUCAGUUCCUGUCACAUCUACUGACAAAAUCACAAGAGAUGGGUGUACCACGGAGCCUGAGCUAUGAUGUCAACACUCACCGUCUCUGGGUCGGAUCAUACAAAAAGGUGUGUGUCUACAGGUAUAUCACCAGACAGGACGCUCUGACAGAUGGACACAGACCCCGUCCUGAUGGGGGUGCCAUGUUUAGAUGA
Magallana angulata is the source of this 2694-nucleotide messenger RNA. RefSeq lists its product as uncharacterized. The record is from RefSeq and is a predicted model, not a curated record. Lineage: Eukaryota; Metazoa; Mollusca; Bivalvia; Ostreida; Ostreidae. The transcript has 3 exons. Gene Ontology annotation, molecular function: ubiquitin protein ligase activity; zinc ion binding. Gene Ontology annotation, biological process: proteasome-mediated ubiquitin-dependent protein catabolic process; protein polyubiquitination. Bases 1 to 2694 code for a protein of 897 amino acids.